GAACGAUCAUCCCACACUCUGCAGGUCACUCGGCCUCGUGUGUGGUGACCCGGAGUUACUAUCUGUGACCCUACCGCCAUUAUCAAACCCGCGGUGAUUGGAGCCCGCACCCACUGGACUCAGGGCUGAACACUCCAACUUAGCGAAAGCGGAACGACAUUCACCUCCCCGGUGACUGAUGCUUGCCGGCGGUGUGCUCGGACCUCAGUGCUGGCCCUCGAGUCUCGACUGGCGACUGCCCCGCAAAUAACUAGAGCAGCCACUGCGCAAUGCGCGUGCUGUUAGCAGCUCCCUAGACCUCGCCAGCGACAUCCCGUUGCUCUGGAUACUUGAAGCCGAUAUAUCCUAGAAACCACAGACCCGCCGGCUCCGCCCCUCCGAGCAGUCCACCGAACCUCCGGAGAAUUUCCACCUGUUUCUCCCUCGAACCCGCCUAGGAACUAAGUCGUGAUGCCGGAGCCAGUAACGAUAACCAUCAGCGCGGUCGGCGUGAUAAUAGCGCUCACGUCCAAGAUCCUCUCGUACAUAUCGAGCCUGCAGCGGGCGGGGGUAGAGCACGACGCGCUGCUCUACUACUUCGAGCAGUCAGCAACGACGCUGCGCAAUCUGCGGGGCACGUUCGAGGGCAAGGGCAAGGCGUUUCCGGUGGAGCUGCUGGAGCGGUACACGCGGGAGCUGCGGCGGUGCGAGAACGACCUCGACAACUUCGAUGCCAUAAUGCAGGACAUCACCCGGAAGCUCGGGAAGUCGCUCAGGUCCCGCAUCUGGCAGAAGUCGUCGCUCGCGAACGGAGAUACCGUGCAGCUCGAGCGAAAACUUAACUUCUUUAAUCAGAACCUCGCCGCCCUCCAGCAGAGACUUACGUUCGAGGUCGUCGCGAUCAUCCACGAGAAGGUCGCAGAUGUCAAGGCUAUGGGCGCUGAGGUCAACCGCGCGAUGAAAAUCGAUAUGGGAGUGCGAUAUGGCCCCGCGGCGUUGAAAGUGAUCCAGGGCGACGGCUGGCAGGACGACGAUGCAGGCGCGGACGCCGGUGUCUCGAUCCAGCCGACUCGGUCGUCGGCUCGGUCGUCGGAGCGGUGGAGGGGGGAGACCGAGUACAGAACCGGCGACGGCCAGACGACCACGCCGCAGCAGGCGGCGGCGGCAGCAUACGGGGUGGACAUGCCCGCGCCGCCAUACUUCUACCAAAGCCUGGAGCCAGACUACUACGCGCUACCACGGCCACCACCACCACCCAUACCGCCCUACGACCAGCGCCGCACAUCGGAGCCGUACUGCACGCAACGGGCAUCCCCGACACAGUUCUACACCCCAUCGGGCCAGUACUGCGGCACACAAUCGGCACCCACAACGCCGUACGGGCAGCCACAACCACCGCCGCCGCGGCCACCACCACCGCCAUCGCCCGCCUUUGAGCAAAGACACUCGGCGCCGUACCCCCCGCACCCGCAGUGGAUACCUUCUCCUCGCGACUACGAUUUGGCAGCCGAUCUGGACAACCAGUACGCUCAGGACCAGCGGAUCCAGCGCAUCCAGGCUUUGUGGAGACUGCAGGAGAACGAUUAGCGUGGAGUGGAGAUUGGUGAUGGAGUGAGCUACGAAGCCUAGGUAGGGAAGGAAGGAAGGAAGGAGGAGGAAGGAAGGAAGGAAGGAGGGAAGGAAGGAUGGCUCCC
Messenger RNA from Tricharina praecox, 1673 nucleotides. RefSeq lists its product as uncharacterized. The record is from RefSeq and is a predicted model, not a curated record. The transcript is spliced from 2 exons. Bases 451 to 1566 code for a protein of 371 amino acids. NCBI's taxonomy places the organism in Eukaryota, Fungi, Ascomycota, Pezizomycetes, Pezizales, Pyronemataceae.